AUGGCUCCCUUACAGUUCCAGCCCAUCUCAUCACAGCCUACAGCGGCUUUCUGGUCAGCCCUGACUGCUCUCAAGCUCGACAAGCUCAAGCUAGACGAUAGCCAAGUGGACAUCACUGCGUGGUUGGAGCAAGGCAGGGAGAUCAGGGACAAGGAAGCCAAAGUUGAGGAUGAGACUGGUCUCGUCGGGGUGGAUGGGGUACUAGGGGUGGGCAGCGCAGCAUUUGGCGAAGAGGGAGAGAGACCACCACCAGGGUCAAUCCCUAUCAAAGGGAUCUUCAAGAACUUCAACACCAUCGAGGAGUUCAAGUCGACAGAGCACAAGAAGGCUUUGUUCGACUCCGUAGCGGAUAAGAUACUCGCUUCGUUCGAUACCGAUGCGCCUGACCUCAAUCCGUUUCUACUGGUCACUUUCGCCGACCUGAAGAAGUAUGUCUACCAUUACUGGUUCGCGUUUCCCGCUUUGGUCGCUAAGCCGGGAUGGGAGGUAGAGGGGGAGUGGGUUGAGACCAACGAGGAGGCCAUGGGCGAGAUCUACAACUUGCAAGACACCUUGCUGAUAGCCGGAUCUAGCAACGGUUUCCUCGUCCGCGGGGUAGCUGGACAGCGUCAAGUGGCGCCAAUCAGCGAAGCAAGCUCGUUCUUUGCCUCUGUACCAAAAGAGGAGCGCUGUAUAGCCUUCCACGAUCCCUCAUCCCUCCCCUCCAACCCCGGCUGGCCAUUAAGAAAUAUCCUCUACUACCUCUCCGCACAACACGGCAUUCGCCGUAUCAAGGUGAUAUGCCUACGAAGUGGAUCGGCAAGCCGUCAGGCUGUAGUCUACCAGCAAGAGGGGGAAACGGAGGCAAAGCCACAGGCGGUCGGAUGGGAGCGGAACAAGGCCGGUAAGCUGGGAAGUAGGAUGGUGGAUCUCGGCUCUGUCCUCGACCCUGCAAGAUUAGCAGAUCAAGCGGUCGACCUGAAUCUCAAGCUUAUGCGAUGGCGGAUCAUGCCGAGCCUGGAGCUGGAAAAGGUGGCUGCUACAAAGUGUCUCUUACUUGGAGCUGGGACACUAGGAUGCUACGUCGCGCGAUGUCUGAUGGGUUGGGGAAUACGGGAUAUCACCUUUGUCGAUUCGGCCAAAGUGUCAUUCUCGAAUCCGGUCCGACAACCGCUCUUCGAGUUUGAGGACUGCUUGAACGGCGGGAAGCCGAAAGCGCAGUGUGCCGCCGACAGCUUGAAGCGGAUCUUUCCCGGCGUAAACGCCCAAGCCCACUCAUUCAUGAUUCCCAUGCCCGGUCAUCCGGUCUCCUCGUCAGCCGAGAAGCAAGUUGCCGAGGACGUCCAACACCUCGAGGAUCUCAUCAGGUCACACGACGUCGUCUUCCUGCUCAUGGACUCCCGCGAGUCUAGAUGGCUGCCCUCGGUCAUAGCAGCAAGCAAGGGGAAGAUCGUCAUCAACGCCGCUCUCGGCUUCGACACUUAUCUCGUCAUGCGGCAUGGAGGCGCACCGGGAUCUGGAGACGGGAAGAGACUGGGCUGUUACUAUUGUAACGAUGUCGUCGCUCCCAUGGAUUCUCUGACCGACCGAACGCUGGACCAAAUGUGCACAGUCACUCGACCAGGGAUCGCACCCAUCGCUGCCGCCUCCGCCGUCGAGCUGCUCGUCUCCCUCGCCCAACAUCCAGCUGGAGUCGACGCUCCCGCCGACACAUCCACCACCGCCCCAUCAGCCACAUCAUCAUCCACCUCCCCACUCGGUCUCGUUCCACAUCAGAUCCGCGGCCAGCUCGCCUCGUGGAAGAACGUCCUCGUGGAAGCGCCGGCCUUUGAUCGGUGCACCGGCUGUUCCCAGGCUGUGGUGGACGAGUACAGGGCGAAGGGAUUUGAGAUGAUGCUGAAGGCAUUCAAUGAGGGAGAGUAUCUCGAGAAGCUGACGGGGCUGGAUCGGUUGCAAAAGGAGAGCGAGGAGAUGAUGGCGGGUGAGGAAUGGGAUGAUAGUGAUGAGGAUUUUUGA
Molecule: messenger RNA, 1995 nt
Organism: Dioszegia hungarica
Lineage: Eukaryota; Fungi; Basidiomycota; Tremellomycetes; Tremellales; Bulleribasidiaceae
Exons: 8
Coding region: 1-1995 (664 amino acids)
Biological process (GO): piecemeal microautophagy of the nucleus; autophagy of mitochondrion; cellular response to nitrogen starvation
Cellular component (GO): phagophore assembly site; cytoplasm
Molecular function (GO): Atg8 activating enzyme activity; Atg12 activating enzyme activity
Source: RefSeq, a predicted model, not a curated record